Molecule: messenger RNA, 4027 nt
Organism: Drosophila ananassae
Lineage: Eukaryota; Metazoa; Arthropoda; Insecta; Diptera; Drosophilidae
Exons: 5
Coding region: 996-3659 (887 amino acids)
Source: RefSeq, a predicted model, not a curated record
AACACGCUGUAAACUGUAUCCGCUUGGAGUGAAACGGGCACACUUCGAAAAGCAACGUAAGCCAACCGACAUAAACAUUUCGCGCAACAGGUGUUCGGUGUUCAGGUAUACGAGUCGCGUCGUGCGGAAAGUUGUGUGCGAGUCAAGCCAAAGAAAACUCAAGUCGUAUCGGGGGAAAACUCAAGGCGAAGGAAAAACCAAUGGGUAGAAUAAUUUAACACCCUUGUACCAGAAUUCCUUAGAAAAAACGCUUCGUACUCUGCGCCUGUGUAAAAUCCGUGUUUCAAUCCGUACUUUGUUUAUCUUUUUUAUUGCGGGAGUGCCCUUUGAGAUUGUGUUUUUUUCGAAUUAAACAAGUGGCCUGGGAAUAUAUUCUGGUAGAUGCAAUUGCAGCAUAUUUUCCACGCAUCCAACCAGAAGGAGUAAAAGAAACAACAUCACACACACACACAUACACACACACAAUCGCCUCCCCCCGAACCCCCGCGAGCAGCAUAAAAAUACAGCAUAAACAAAAACCGGUUAAAACGAACAGACCGAUAAAAGGCGCCUUGCCCCAAAGAGCAAGCGAGACACACAUAAAACGUGAAAAUAAAACAAGAAAAAAAAAUAAUAAAAUAUCUACGGACUUUUGUUUUGAAACGGCAUCGAAAUAAGUGUGUUUUGUUCUUUAUUUACUCGUGUUUACAGCGAUUUCUCAUGUUAAUGCCUUAUCGGCCGAUCAAAUCGAAAGUGAACGAGUAAUUGCCAUUGGUAUUGGUAUUCCCAUUGCCGAAACUCUUUCGCGUGGCCUCCUUCUUAUCGCCAGCACACUCCACUCCACUCCACUCCAGCCAUCCAGCCAGCCACCUCUAGUACCUGCUGCCCCAGCCAGGCCAGCAAACACACCUUAAAAUCUGUUCAACAUACACGUGGAAGUUUUCAGAUCGGCUCAAUUAACAUGCUCUUCAGGUAACUAAUUACGAACGGAUAUUGGUCGGAUAUUGGUCCUCAAAAUGGCAGACAGCAGCAAUAACGCCCAGACCCCAUCUCCGAUGGAGGGUCGCGAUGAGGUGGACUUCAUUGUGGCCAAGCACAACAACAAUAAUGAGUACGGUGAUCUGCGAAGCGUGAGUCAGGCGGUGAUCCAAAACACCAAAGCAUCAGCAACAGUAACAGUGGCAACUGCAACUGCAACUGCAACAACCACAACAGAAGCAGCAACAGCAACACCAAACAACGAACCAAACAGCAACACCCUGAAAAAGUCCAAGGAGCGUCGCACCCUUUUCCAUUUCGGGAGCAGCAGCAAGAAACUGAGUCAGAGCAAGUCCCAGGAUGAGGCGGAGUCCACGACCACCUCCACCUCCACCUCGACAGCCGUUGCCCCGCUGCCGCCGGUGCCGAUCGGAACGCCGCCGAGGCAGCACAAGUUCGUCAAGAGCAACAGUCUGGCCCGGCUGCUGGGCAACACCUACAACGCCAAGAAGUUCGAGAAGCAGGAGCAGAAGCGUCUGGCCAGCGGAUCUGAGGGCGGAAAGUUCAACACCUACAGCGGGAGGCGGGGCCGGGCGGGACCGUACCUGGAACGCUUCAAACGGGUGUCCAAGGAGGACGGGGACAUCGCCGGCGGUGAUGACUCUGUUCGAGUGACCAAUGUCAUUACGCUGACCACGGAUUCGCGGGAUCUGCUGUACGGUAGCCGGCAGGAGCAUGUCGGUCGCACGGCUGGCCACGAGCAGCCGGAUCAGCUCAGCUCCAAGGCCAUUCGCACUCUGACCCGCAGCCUGGGAAAGCUCUGGAAGCGAACACACAGCGUGGACAUCAGUACGCCCGAUCCGGAGUUCAAGGUCUCAUACCUGGGGAACGUGCUCACCGGUUGGGCCAAGGCAGGUGAGGGUUGCGUCGAGAAGCAGCUGAACACUUUGUGGCGGAACUACACCCAACACUCCAAGCCGGACGUCAUCAUGCGAUUGAAGGUGUGUGCCUCUGGUCUUAAGGCCACCACUCGGCAGCAUGGCCUCACGGAGUACUGGGCCCACAGGAUCACCUACUGCUGCGCUCCGAAGAACUAUCCCCGGGUCUUCUGCUGGAUCUACCGGCACGAGGGCAGGAAACUAAAACACGAACUGCGAUGCCAUGCGGUGCUCUGCAGUAAGGAGAAGAUUGCCCAGGACAUAUGCGAUACCCUGAGGGAGAACCUCGAGAGCGCUUUGCGUGAAUUUAAGCGCGAGAAAAUUCUGAAGCAAAACGCUCGCCUCAGCCUGGCCAAUGCCGUCUACGACAACCCGAGCUUGCCGCGCCGCAAGAUCAUGCUGAGCGUCGGCGGCAACAACUACCGACCCCCCUUGGAGCGCUCCAAGUCGGCUCCCAAACUGAUGGCCAUCGAGGAGGCCAUCGGCGAGGAGGAGGGCGACGAGAUCGAGGACACCAACGAGCCGGAGAUGAAGCCCUGCUGUCAGAAGGACUCCCUCUACCCGGCCAUGACACUGGGCCGGCGUCGUUGUCGUCGCGGUCACUCCAUCAGAAGAACAGGAAAGAUUCAGGCAUCCUCGCCCUGCUGCAGCUCCCACAUGGUCCCGGAGGAGGAGGAAUCACAAAAGGCAACCGCAUCUGCGAUCAUUCCAUCUAACGAAGGCUCCGAUUCGGAUGACUUCGAGAAGCUCCUGAAGUUUGAACCAACCCUGAGCACCGAGUUGCUCCCUUACUUCGAUAUGCAGCUGAACAAGCAGGGCAGUCAGAGCAUGCUGAGUCUCAGGGAGCUGAAGGAGGAGGAGGAGGAUGGUGAGCCGCUGAGUCUGCUGCCCACUAUCAACAGCGAUCCCAGUGCGGAUCCGGAGGCGGACUACGCAAAUGAGCCCACCCUGCGCCGCAGUGGAGUGUGCAGUGACGGGGAAGAGGAUUUCCUGGACGAUGCGGACGAGGAUCACUACUUCCGGCAUGCGGCCAUGCUUACCAUGCUGCACCGCAGCUCCAUGCGGAAAAUGCGAGCCAGCGACCAAGCCAGCAUGCAGUACCGCCACCAGGCACAGUCGUCGAUCUCCUCCAAUGCCUCCAGCUCUACCACAGCUAGCAGCUCGGCGGCGGCUGGCGUAGGCGGAGGAUCCGUGAAUGCACAGGGAAUGCCCAGCCCGGACAGCGAUGAGGGAUCCAUAUCCAGUGGCUGCGAAACGGCUAGCACUGUCACAAACGCUAACCACGAAGAGUACAACAAUGCCAAGCGGAACAGUGAUCCCGGGCAGCUGCAGCAGGGGGAGGAUCUGGAGCUGGAGCAGGCGCAGGCUCAGGUGCUGGAGCAGAUGAUGAUCUACCAAAGACUGGAGCAGCAGCUGCGCCACAACAGCAGCGGCGAUGCCACCAAUUACAGCAGCUCCAGCAGCAUCACGCUGAAGCACAGCGAUUCCGGCAGCGACAAGCAGGAGCGAAGCGACCGGGCCAACCAGGGCGAUGACUCGGACAGCGAUGAGUCCGGCUACGUGGAGUUCCAGGAGAAGGAGAAGGAACAACCUGUGCCGCAACAACAGCAGCCGGUCACCAGCAGUGCGACUCUAUCAAAGAUACCAACCGCCAAGCCGAAGAUUCCGCCUAAGCCGGCACCGCGUCGAUCCCUUAGUCUCAAUGUGGCCACCGCCGGAUCAGCGGCAUCGUCCGCUGGAAAGGCUCCCGGCACCGCCGUCUAAAUGAAAUGCUUUAACCUUGAAAUCACAACGGAAACCCGUCUACAAAUUGUUAUUUCUGCACACCCGUCAGCGACCAUAGCAAAAACAAAAAAACCAAUCAAAGUGCAAGAAAUUUAAUUAAUAGCUAUAGUUAAUCAUUAGUUCGUAGCCAAUAAGUCAUUUGUUGCUGGUUUAUCGAGAGGAAGACCUAACGAUAGUCCCUCAUCUCCCCAUUUCCCAUUGCCCACUCCCCAAUUCCAUAAUGAAUUUAUAUUGUAUGAGUUUUGUAUAUAAACUAAAUGCCCUAAGCACUGCAUGUACUAUAUAUUUACGCGAUUUUAAUUGAUGAACUGUAUCUUAUGUAUGAAUAUAAAUUAUUAUCUGAAAAA